AUGAAGGACAAGUCAGACAGGGCCACAAACGAACAAGUUCUAGAUCCCAGGACACGCAUCAUUUUGUUCAAGAUGAUUGGCAGAGGCCUUGUUCAAGAAGUGAAUGGCUGCGUGAGCACAGGGAAAGAGGCAAAUGUCUACCAUGCAUCGACGCCGGAGGCUAAGCACCUUGCUCUCAAAAUAUACAAAACCUCGAUCCUUGUUUUCAAGGACAGAGAUCGUUAUGUCACAGGCGAGUUCCGCUUCAGACGAGGAUACAGUCGUCGGAACCCGCGCAAAAUGGUGCGCCUGUGGGCCGAGAAGGAGAUGCGCAAUCUCAAACGCCUUGUCACUGCUGGGAUUCCCUGUCCAGAGCCCAUAGAAGUCCGUGAAAAUGUCCUCGUCAUGACCUUUCUGGGAGACCAAGAGGGAUGGGCGUCGCCACGACUGAAAGAUGCGGAUAUCGAUAAAUCCGUCUACCCUUCGUUGUACGAGGAACUCGUCCUCAACGUUCGCAAAUUAUUCCACCAGUGCAAGCUCGUCCACGCUGACCUAUCAGAAUACAACAUCCUCUAUCACAACGGCCAUCUAUACAUCAUCGAUGUCUCGCAAAGCGUAGAGCAGGACCAUCCUUCUGCCUUCGACUUCUUGCGUAGCGAUCUCAAAAACGUCGAGGACUUCUUCUCCAAGAUGGGCGUCCAGUGCCUCGGCCUGCGGCGGUGCUUCGAAUUCGUGACCUGUGAGAAGCUC
This is a messenger RNA of Heterobasidion irregulare TC 32-1, 729 nucleotides long. RefSeq lists its product as uncharacterized. Lineage: Eukaryota; Fungi; Basidiomycota; Agaricomycetes; Russulales; Bondarzewiaceae. The record is from RefSeq and is a predicted model, not a curated record. Gene Ontology annotation, cellular component: preribosome, small subunit precursor; cytosol. Gene Ontology annotation, biological process: protein phosphorylation; maturation of SSU-rRNA. Gene Ontology annotation, molecular function: ATP binding; protein serine/threonine kinase activity. The annotation marks the transcript as partial. The transcript is spliced from 3 exons.